AUGGCUUUUCUCGGCUUGACACUGGUCAUCCAAGUCGUCCAGCCUUGCGACUACCUCCGCUACGUUAAAGGAAGUGGCCCGCACAAACGGCGAAAUAUUAAUAUCCAUCGGCCUCCCACCCUCCCGGCCUCCCACCCUCCCGGCCUCCCACCCUCCCGGCCUCCCACCCUCCCGGCCUCCCACCCUCCCGGCCUCCCACCCUCCCGGCCUCCCACCCUCCCGGCCUCCGACCCUCCAAGUCCCCACGCCUGCUCGCGCAUUCUAAUCCUGCAUCAACUGAUCACCGAAUCACAGAUCACGCUUUUUUACUGGCCCGUCAACUAUGUCCUUCUCCCGGUGCUGCAUCCGAGUUUUGUGACGAUCACCGAUAAGUUUUGCCAUCAUUUCCAGUACGGUUUCGCCGUUACGUUAGGUGCUACAUGGUAUGGUCUCGCUGUUCUAGCGCUGAACCGCUUCGUGGCCGUUGUAUGGCCCUUCAAAUACCAAUACUGGAUCACGAAGCCGCUGAUCGCCAUCCAGAUGAUCAUCCCAUGGGCAAUGGGCAUUGUCGUGGUUAUCCGAUUCUAUCUGAUGAAAGGCGGAUUUCCCUUCAGUGCAAAGAGUCGCAUCUGCGAUAUUAAGACGGAUGACGAAGCAUUCCAAAUCACUUCCGUGUUCGGUUUAUUCUUGCCUCUUCUGCUAAGUUGUGUAUUCUACGUGGGAUUAUUUAUUGGGUUCAGGAUUAACAGAAAGCGUCAGACGGUCGGUUUGAUUCCACAAGCCUCCGGAUCGAUCAGUGAUCACAAGUCGCGUACGACAAUGCACAGUAAUGCCGUUGUGGUAGAGAACUUUAGGAAAAGUAAGCGACGGUUGAAUCUUGCCAAAGGAUUGUUUGUCGUUUCCGUUAUUCACCUGGUGGGCUUUGCUUCGGAUCCGGUAUUCUUGGCGGCGGUUCCAGAAGGUCAAGACCGAUAUCCAUACGUGAGGCAGUGGAUACUCCUGCUUUUUUAUGUUGGAUACCUCUCGACACCGGUCAUCAUUACCAUUACAAAUCAAGAUGCGAAAGCGCUGGCAAGAAAGAUAUUCAGAGCUGCAGGCUGCCGAUGA
Messenger RNA from Paramacrobiotus metropolitanus, 1086 nucleotides. Its product is annotated as alpha-1A adrenergic receptor-like. Gene Ontology annotation, molecular function: G protein-coupled receptor activity. The transcript is spliced from 4 exons. Gene Ontology annotation, cellular component: membrane. NCBI's taxonomy places the organism in Eukaryota, Metazoa, Tardigrada, Eutardigrada, Parachela, Macrobiotidae. Gene Ontology annotation, biological process: G protein-coupled receptor signaling pathway. The coding region runs from base 1 to 1086 and encodes 361 amino acids. The record is from RefSeq and is a predicted model, not a curated record.